CACCCAUUCCAUGCAUCUAUCUGUAUAAGAGCUGGGUGAAAAUAUGAAACCAACAGUUAGUUCCCUUUAAGAAAGGGAAUGUUCAUUUUAAAAUCAGCAACUGUUCAGAUUUUACAUUCUGAUUAUACAUUCGGGUUAUUACACGUUUUGGCAGGUUUAACUGACCACAAAGCUUAGAUAUGCCUUUAAAUGUACAAGUUGACAGUGGGGGCUGUCAGGCUGUGGUUCUGCGUCUGGAUACUUUGUUUUGUGAUUGGGCUAUUAGUAGUAGUCAAACUCUCAUAGCAGGCUGUUUGGCCUUGUUCUCAGCAUGAGGAAUUGGCAAAGGACCACUCACUGAGAUAGAUCUUGUGUUGUGGGCUGGGAAGGGCUGUUAUUUCUUACUGAACACGAAAAAACAGAUUCAGAAGACGGCCAAAAAAAAGGGGGAAAAUGGAUUUUUCAUGUCUUAUAGGUUAAUAUGAUGACACAUGACCCAACCCUGAGUUCUAGAAACUUGCGCAGAUGUCAUACGGCAUUACAGACUAUUUGAUUCUUCCUUAGAGAAAGUCAAGCAAAAUGAUACAGGGUUUCUUGUAAAAUAAAUAGUAAAGUGCAAAUACCUGUUAUUUUAGUACAUUUUUACAGAAUAUAUAUUUUCCAAGUGCAUCUUUUGUUAUCAUUAAUUGCAUUCUGUGUAAGUACGUGUUCUUAUCAAACAUAAAACAGCCCGAACCAGCACACUGGAGCUGUGACUGAUCAUCACUUGGGUUAGCGCUGAGAUUAACAUCUUAAUGUUUUCAAUAAUUUAAAGCUGUAUAAAGUCGUCUGUCACAAUCUAUAAUUCCUUAAAGCCAGUAAAGCUUACAGUAGCUUGAGUGGUAAUAAGAAAAUCCACUCUCGCUGUAUACGGCGCUGCUCCUGUGGAGACAUUGAAGCAGUUCAUCUGAGCAGCAGCUAACAGGAGAUUCACACGUGCAUAAAUCCUCCCUCCUACACACACACACACCUUGUACACGUAUACACAUUAUUAGAGCUGUACUCUCUGACAGUUUCUCAGCACUGUUUAAGGUGAUUAUGGGCCUAAUGAGUAGGAGGGGUGCUACUUAGUAUAGGCUAAUUAGUGUGUAUUAUCACAGAUGUGGACUAAUGAGAGCAUGGGCUGAGUGUGCUGAUUCAGGCUUUAGACGUCUGUCAGGUUGUAGCCUGGUUCCGGAGUCUUUUUUUAAUGAUUCUGUGAAAGGAUUUUAGUGUGUAGUUGAUUUGGACUUGUCAGUACAGUGCAAUCCUCUUAGAUUCCAGUUUACAAUUAGAAACGAUUAUUCUGAGUGUGGUCAGAUGCCAAGAGACCUUUACAGGGAGUAAAAUAGAAAAUUCACAUACAUACACAAGCCUCCUACUCAAGUAGAGAGGAGUGAGAUGACCGUAUUCAUACAACCAUCAACAGGACAAUGACAAUAGAAUGUAUUAUGUAAAUAUAUACUAUAAAAUCAGAUAAUGUGUCACUAAUGGCAGAAAGCUGUUGAAAGUUUUAUGAAGACAAGCUACAACUCCUCCCUCCUUUUGAUUUGGUGCAAAUAACUUAUUCAUGACUCUUAAGGGUUGCAGUAUAAGUUGGACUACUUACUGUAUACUCCUACAUACAGUCCUAAAAUGUUAUAGCACUGUUGGUAGUUCAAAUUACAUGUAAUGUGAUCUGUGUGAUUAUCAGCUACAAAUGUCAACAAACACAACGUCUCUAUGUUGAUGACACAUCAAAUUAACAUACAGUGUUAAUGUUGUUAAUGUACAACAUAAAUUUACACAAAUAAUGGUACCAGUAAAUUAAAUAACUGGUUAAACUAAAUGUCAGUAGUCUCAAGCACGUGUUUCCUGUAGCUGUGAUUAUUCAGAUGAUUUUUUUCUGACCUUUGAGCCUUUUUUGAGCUUUGUCUCGGCCAUGUGCUGGGAUGUCUGAGGUGUCACUCCACUGUCUCGCUAUUGGGUUGAGCUCCAGGCUGUGGCCUUGUGUUGGCACAUUUUCACCACGCUUUUGUUAGGAAUAUGUAUUCAAUAAAUCAAAUUAAAGGGAGCAUUAUUGGCCAACAUGCCUUGGAGGAUGUGGGGGCUGAAAAAAAUUAAAACAACAUUUGUUGAGAUACAAAAUGGGAUUUGGUUAAUAAAACGGCUCGAUUGUUUCUGAAAUGUGUAGCAUUGUCAGUUUGAUAUGGAUAGAAGAAUGUUAUUAACUCUGGUAUAAAAAUAAAAGACAACCGACAACAGUAAUUGGAGUUGUGUUUGUCUAAUGUCAGUGAACACACGGAAAUAAAAAUGGUCACAAAGCUUCUAAAAGACUUGUUUUUUUCAGGGACUAACAUGGCAUUUUGUGAUCACAGGCGUUGCAGUCAAAGUCUAUACAGUAUGUGCCUCUGUAGUGAGCAGAUAGUGGGAAAAUCUGAGCAGUAACAUUAAAUGUCCCAACCUCUAUAGUGUUUGCAAUAUUUCCACUGGCUGCACUCAACCGUCUAGAGGCUGACCUGCACAGAAUCUGGACCCUCUUAAAAACACUAGCUCACUUUCUCUCUUUUCCAUGGCAACCGCAGACACUGCAUUCCAGAGGUGCUCGUGGGUUGCAACUUAAACAAGGGCUCAGUCUUAGUGGGGCAGCGGGUGAAAAUGGUCUUACACUGCCCCUCAUAGCAGCUCGCUAGUCUGUUUUAGCUUUUGCUCCUUCAUUUACCUGUGUCUGAUUUCUCAGUUACUCUGUGCCCAUUCGCAGACACACGUUCUAUCGUCUGUCUCACUGCCUUAUGAAAACACACACACCUCUACCUCUACCUCUAGGAUAACAAGGGAGUGUGUGUUUACACCGUCCUCCCCUCCAACAAAGCUCUGACUGUUCCCUGGUCUACUGGGCUCCUCUGGUACUCAUGGAUUUUCAACACACAAACACUCUCACAGCUCACAAGUCCUUCAUGUCAAUUACAGCAUUCUGGCAUUUAAGAUGGCAUAAAAGCUCCUAAGUUUUAAUAAACUGAGCAGGUGAAGUGCAUGUGUGAGACUACAAACACAGCAAACUGAGCUUCUUUCUGCCUGCGUUUCUCAUUUAAAUUUUUUGGAGCGGUUUAAUUUUUCUGAAGCCAAGGAGCCACUGGGGGAUGAAAACAUUUAAGUGAACGGCAUCAGCAAAUCAAGUUUCCUCCGAUUGGCAUGCAUCUCUAAUGAGCAUAAAAAAAAAGCAUUGCCCUUGGAGCUGUUGAGUCCUAACCAACGUUGGUCUGUCUGUCUCUGUAAUAGGCUGCCCUGCACUGUUCCCUCCAAUGUUUACGCUUCAUCUCCUCGCUGUCUUUAAAGACAUCUUAGCAGGGGAAGGCUAAGCCGGCGCACACACACACACACACACACACACACACACACACACACACAAGCUGAACAGUGAUCUUUCAACACACAUGUGCCAUCUAUUCAAAGCAUUUACUGUGUGUGUGUGUGUGUGUGUGUGUGUGUGUGUGUGUGUGUGUGUGUGUGUGUGUGUGUGUGUGUGUGUGUGUGUGUGUGUGUGUGUGUGUGUGUGUGUGUGUGUGUGUGUGUGUGUGUAUGUGUGUAUGUGUAUGUGUGUGUGUGUGUGUGUGUGUGUGUGUGUGUGUGUGUGUGUGUCGUCUGCAGCACAUUAUCGUCAGCGCGACCUCCUCCUGUCCUCCAUCAGGACAAACAUUCCAACCACAGGGGUCACCGUGACAACAGGGAGCCAAUUACACACCAGUGUGUUUGAUCAGAACAGACGGCUGAUGCACGCGCUCUUUCAGAUGCACGCGCGCAAACACAUUCAAACUCCGUUUGUUGGGAUCUGGAAAAGAGGCAGAAGAUGCUGGAUGAGAGGGCAUGGUGUGCAGGGGGGGCAAAGACGUUUGACAAGUAACACAGGACCCCAGUGCCCCUCUGUAGUGUGUGUGUGUGUGUGUGUGUGUGUGUGUGUGUGUGUGUGUGUGUGUGUGUGUGUGUGUGUGUGUGUGUGUGUGUGUGUGUGUGUGUGUGUGUGUGUGUGUGUGUGUGUGUCAGUAUUGUAUAGUCCAGCCCCUGGGGUCCUGUGGGUGGUGGCCCCUGUAUGUAGCUGUGCUGUCACAUCCCUUUACGAGCCUUCUCUUCUUGUGUCACCCAGACAGAAACGCAGAGAGACACACACACACGGCGCCUGGACUGCCAUGUCUCCUAAAAGCCAGGAAACACCAAUGUGGCAGCGUAUUAAUGUUGUAUGGCUUAUAGGGGCACAACACACGCACAGCCUCAGCUUAAGUGACGCUGCCCUUCACAUAGCAAAAACACUCAAGACAUUAAAAAACACCUGCAACAUUUCCUUGUAAUUUGCUUAGUGUGUUGUCACCUUCUGUUUUUACGACUAUACACAAAUGAUUAAAAUUCAAAAGUCAGACAAGCUCAUAACUUGCUGGAUUUUUACAAACCAGCAGGAUAGAAAGACUGUCAUCAGAAUUUGAAUAAUUAUCUCCUGGAUAAUUUAACAGCGCCAUGGGUUUAAAGUGUGAUCAUCGCUUUGUGUGCUCAUAACUGCAUUUUCAGCUCGGUGAUUGAAUUUUUUACACAAUGUACCCUUGGAGGUUAAAUUCUUCCUUUAUAGUGUUUCCAGUUUUAGACACUUUUUAUACUGUUUCGUAUGUCUGACCUUUUCUCCAAGGACCCGACAUUUUUUGCACUUGCCCAUUAUUUCUAUUAAUGUUUCUGCUGCUUCUCAAUGGAAAAUGAAUAAGACAGAAGAAUAACUUCACCCACCUCUAUAAACACUAUAGGCCUUGACUAAUAUGACUCACCUUUUGUUGUGAUGUUUCCAAUGGGGAUUGAUUUUUAAAGUUGAAGUCAUUUUCUAAGAAAUAUCGGCCUGAAAGAACUUUAAAUCUGUAGCUGUUGGAAAAGACUGUUCUUCUGCACAAACAGAUUAACACACACGAUCUUUGCAGCAUGUAUAGGGAAAAGUAGCUUGACACACUGAAGAAUGAAUAUGAAUUAUUUGGGCAGUAACCUGUAUUCUCAGCAGAGCUCUUCUUUUUUUAGUUCCUCAGUCAGGUGAGCCAAAAAGUUAAUUUCGGACACUGCACAGAUGCCUCGCUGUGCACGGGGCCCUCUGUGGGACCGAAAGCGCUGACACAUACCAAAGCGAUCUAUCAGUGUGCCCGCUACUCACACUGGCUCACCUCAGAGGGGAAAGGAGCUGCGAUCAUACUGUCUUACUUCCCUCAAUCCCCUCACUCACGCUUCAUUCAGUAGCAGUCAGUAUCUCUGCCUCCUCGCCUAGCUCAUGGUUCCUCUCUCCUCCUCUGGCACCCUCAUAAAUGAAUCAUCACAUCGCCCAGCAGAGCAGAAAUGUUCCUUAAUUGCACCGACAUAAGCAGUGCUGUCUUUCAAAUCAAACACACACGCGGGUGAUGGGAGAUGGGCUGCUGCUGGUGUGUGUGUGUGGGGACACACAACGUUCCAGCUCAUGUGUCUAGCUGGUACAUACGCUGUCAAUGCAGCUUAGUGUUAAAAGUGUGUGUCCAUGUCUUCCAUCCACUCAUUGUUUUCCUCCUCUCUCAUGUUCUCCUGGUGUAAUGAUCAGACGCUGCUGUGUGGAAUUAGGAUCUUCCCCCCACCCCCAGCCUCCACCUCCCACUCCCGCUCAAUCUCUCACACUGGCCCUCUGGCUGACAGGCAUCUCGUUAGUGCAGUAUGUCUGUCAGUGAGGUUUGAGAUUGAGCUGUGCCCCCGCAUAUCCCUGAUGUCUUUCUCUCACACACACACAUUUUCAGUCGCAAGCUGAGCUCACGACGGCACUGAACCAUCUCUCUGGCCUCGAUAAUGAUCUGAUGUCCUGUACUUUUAAAAUGCCUCUCUAAUGGAAGCGUUAUUUUUGUCCUACACAACAAAGAAGGUCAUUUUGUUUCACACCAUAUCUCCCUUGUUCCCUUCCUUUCUUUCUC
Messenger RNA from Betta splendens (Siamese fighting fish), 5927 nucleotides. RefSeq lists its product as uncharacterized. Bases 3411 to 4319 code for a protein of 302 amino acids. The transcript has 2 exons. The record is from RefSeq and is a predicted model, not a curated record. Lineage: Eukaryota; Metazoa; Chordata; Actinopteri; Anabantiformes; Osphronemidae.